AUGACGACCGACGACCGCAGCGGCAGCAUCUGGGCCGUCGGUCUCACCUUUCUCGUCAUCACCUGGCUGGUGGUCGGUCUGCGCGUCUAUGUUCGGGCCUUCGCGAUUCGGAAAUUCGGGCUCGACGACAAGGUCACCAUUCUUGCGCAGGUUCUCUUCACGGGUUAUUUGAUCUGUCAGAUCGGCGGAGUGUACUAUGGGACUGGCCGUCGGCUGCGGAAUUUAACCUAUGAACAUGCCGAGACGGCGCUGAAGUUCUGGUUCUUUUGCGAAGUCUGGUACUCACUCGCCGGAACCGCCGUCCGAAUUUCCAUCUGCCUGUCCCUCAUCCGCGUCACGACCAAGAAAAUCCACCUGUGGAUCUUGUACGGCUUGAUCACCUGGUCCAUUUGUAUCGGACUGGCUUUCCUCCUCGGCGUCAUCUUCCAAUGCAUUCCAACCAGUGACUGGUGGGACCUCAACCCUGCACAUAAACGCUGCCUCACCGAGCACGUCAUCACAUCUCUGACUUACUUCGUCUCGGCGCUCAAUGUGGCCUGCGAUUGGACUUUGGGCAUCUUCCCGUUCUUCAUCGUCAAGGACCUGGCGAUUCCGUUCCAUCAGAAAGCCUUGGUAGCCACUAUCCUUGCGGUCGGUGCGCUCGCCUCGACCGCGUGUCUGGUCAGGAUGUUUUACAUUCCGACCCUAGCAGAAACCUACAAGGGCUGGGAUGGUGACUUUCUUUAUGAAACCACCGACGUCGCCAUGUGGACCACCGUCGAAUCCGGGGUCGCCAUCACCAUGAUGUGCGUUGCCACUCUUCGCCCACUGGUCAACAAGGCUUUCGGCCUCUCCAGCUCCUACUCCGGCUGCAAGCACCGUUCCCAAUCCUUCUCUCCCUACACCUCCGCCGACGGUCCCCCGACGAAUCCUCAAUUCGGCAGUCUGCGUCAGGCCCGCGCCAACGCCAUGGCCAUCAUCGAUGCUGACGACGACCACAUGGAACCCCUACGGAAUGAGGUCGGCUUCAGCACUUUCAACAUGACCAAGGCUGUUAAUGCACGCGUGCGCGAAGUAGAGCACGAAGAUCUCGAGAUGGGAUCGAGCUCGACUUGGAGCAGUCAUAAGAGUCAAGAUCGCGUGCCUUGA
Dissoconium aciculare CBS 342.82 is the source of this 1128-nucleotide messenger RNA. RefSeq lists its product as uncharacterized. The coding region runs from base 1 to 1128 and encodes 375 amino acids. Lineage: Eukaryota; Fungi; Ascomycota; Dothideomycetes; Mycosphaerellales; Dissoconiaceae. The record is from RefSeq and is a predicted model, not a curated record. The transcript is spliced from 3 exons.